Cetraspora pellucida is the source of this 570-nucleotide messenger RNA. The record is from the annotation of a GenBank genome assembly. Lineage: Eukaryota; Fungi; Glomeromycota; Glomeromycetes; Diversisporales; Gigasporaceae.
AUGUCAUCUAAAUUUUUAGGAACUUUGGCUCGAGAUAUUGGAAACUUAUUGAACGAUGAUUUAGAUGAAUAUAAUGUUAUAAUAGAAGUUGGUCAGUCUCCGAAUUUUCAAAUAUUUCAUGCUCACUCGAUCAUAUUAAGAGCUAGGUCUCCUUAUUUUCGAAGUGCACUUUCAAAAAAUUGGGCAAAAAAAGAUGGUGAUUUUAUGACUUUUUCAAAACCAAACAUUUCUCCAAAAGUAUUCGAUAUUAUUCUUCAUGGAACCGUUUCUAUGACUGACAAAACCGUGAUGGAUGCUCUUGAUCUCUUGGUUGCCACUGAUGAAUUAUUAUUAACAGAGUUGUCUGACCAUGUACAAGAUUAUCUUCUUCAUCAACAAAAUACUUGGCUUCAGAAUAAUCUUAUCGUGCUUUGGCAAAAAGUUCAUCUUAUUGAAUCUUGUCGCAAACUUCAAGAUUUGGCCGUUCAGAAGUAUUUUACCUCCGGAUAUUUUGGAAGAUAUUAUGAGGUACCAUUUGAAACCUGCUUGUCCUCCACAACCUGUUGUGUUGGCCCGAAGACUGCAAUUUGA